Molecule: messenger RNA, 1104 nt
Organism: Malassezia vespertilionis
Lineage: Eukaryota; Fungi; Basidiomycota; Malasseziomycetes; Malasseziales; Malasseziaceae
Product: DNA helicase
Exons: 2
Coding region: 1-1104 (367 amino acids)
Biological process (GO): transcription initiation at RNA polymerase II promoter; transcription by RNA polymerase II
Cellular component (GO): transcription factor TFIIF complex
Source: RefSeq, a predicted model, not a curated record
AUGUCGCAGUACGAGGACGAUGUGGAAGCGAUAGCCGAGCCGCUGUCGGAGACAAACACGUCUUCUUUGCGGCAGAAUGCGGAUCGCGAGUUUUCACCUGAGCCUGAUCAGGAUUUAAAUACGUCGCGCGGCACACACCAGGUAUGGUUGGUCAAGGUGCCCAAAUUCCUCAUCGACGGCUGGCGGCAAGUGAAGCAGGACGAUGUGCGGCUCGGGACCGUGCGUGUAUACGACCCGGACGCGUCUGGAACGCAGCGCAUGGAGCUGCUGCUUCCUGGCCAGCCGGACGCGGCAAUUCCCGUCACGAACCCCUUGUUGCGUGCGCAGUAUGCAAAUGUGCCGCGCGCGUACGAUAUGCGGCUUACCUCUUCGACGCAAGACACGUACUUGAAGAAUCUGUAUGCGUUCCAGGAAGAGCUGGUUGACGACGAGGACACGGUGGAUCUCGACGAGGACGAGUCGUUGGACAGCCUCGCGAUGGCAAAGCGGCGCACAACCGAGCCGGUGCCAAAAGGCAAAAAGAAACGCAUUACCCAGCUCGCAGGCACCGUCACGAACGAGACAGCACUGCUGCCGAAACGCGUCAUGGGAGCGCAAGCGUCGGACAGCAAGUCGCGUGUAGGGAUCACCAAUCGGUCCAUGCUCACCGACGAGUACCGCUCGAUUAUGCGGGACCGCAGCCUGCAAUCUACCAGGCCCAAGCGCACGGUCAAGAUGAUGGACGAGCACGAGUCCGGUGCAAACAACAUGUUGGCUGCGGGUGUCGGCAAAGGCCACAUUAAAUCGCGCGCCGCAAACCUUGUAUACGAGUCCCAGGCGCGGUCCAAGCAAGGCACGGAGAAGUUUGCACGCAUGCCGCGCAACGAACUUUUGGAUUUGCUCUUUGUCCUGUUUGACCGGUACAAGCACUGGUCACUCAAACGCCUGCGCGAGGAGACACAACAGCCAUAUACCUACCUCCGCGAAGUGCUUCAGUCGAUUGCGGACCAGCACCACAAUGGGCCGUACGCUGGCUCGUGGAGUCUGAAGCGUGAGUACGGUGUGCGCAGUGCACCUACAAGGCCCGAUGCAGGCCCGUCGCAGCCCAAGCAAGAAGGCGUAUAG